GCUGUGCGAGUGACGUGUGCCCGCGGAGCGGGCGGCGGGAAGCGGCCAUGGCUGAUUGUUUAUCAGAAAUCACUAACGGAGCUGGUGAUGUCAGUGCCAAGGAAGAACUCUUGGAUGAGUGUGAAAGUAUUUGGAGGCAGAUGGAAGAGUGUCAGAGCAAGCUGAUGCUUCUAGGAACAGAGACACUGCAACAAUCAGAUGCCAAGCUUUCCUUGUUAAUGAUGCAAUUGAAAGCUUUAACAGCAGAUCAUCGUCAGUGGGAAGCAAGAAAUCCUGAAAUAAUUUCUACCAAUCCACAUGUACUGUUAGAAUUAGGAAAAGAAGAGUUGCAGAAAGUAAAAAAUGAUCUUGAAAUGUUGCUGUCAACAGUUCGGUCAAAGAAUAAACAACUGGACAAAGAUCUGAAAAGAGAGCAGCAGUGGUGUGAGGAACAGGAGCAGCUGCUAGAUGCUCUUAAGAAAGUUGAGGAAAAGACAAAAACUCAAGUUGAACAACUUUCCACAAAAAGUUUGAAAGGUAAAGGAUUUGAUGAACUGGAAAAUAAAAUGUUGAAAUUGAAGACCUAUAAGAACGAACUCUUGAGUGCUUUGGGUGAAUUCCUGGAUGAACAUUUUCCUCCUCCAGAGAGAGGUGAAAAUASUAAAAAAAAGAACUCUUCUGCACAGCCAGCUGUAAAACUGAUAACAUUGCAAGAAAUUUUGGAGAUGCUGAUGAACAAAUUACUUACCACACCACAUGAACCUUACAUAACAAUCAAUGAGUCAUUUUGGCCACCUUAUAUUGAGCUGCUGCUGCGAACUGGAAUGGCCCUGAGACAUCAAGAAGAUCCAAACAGAAUACGCCUUGAAGCUUUUCACAAGUAGUGUGACCUACACGUGUACUUGAAAACAAACCAACACGAGUGCUCUUAAUUCAGGGCUAGGACAUACUUAGGUUUCAUAAUAAGCUUUCUUAGUAUCAGCCGUCAUGAUUAUUGGAUGAUUUUCUUUAUCUUCAUGCUAUUUUAUGCACUUCAAUAAAAAUGUGGGGGAAAAAAAGAAGAUUCUAUUUUACCUGCUUACAGUUGGCCUUCAGUUUUAUAUCAAAAUUUGCUUAGUAUAAGAUUUUUUAAACGUCUUUUAUAAGAAGUUUUAAUAAUGUAAUAGACAGAGAUGUUUAACAAUUCUUUUUAAAUUAAAAAUCAUACUUUAUACAUUACCUGUGUAGUUUAGAUUCUUUAGAUUGCUUGAAGUCUUCUCAAUUUCCUGUAAUAUUUUCUUGUACUCUGUGAAGUCAAAAUUUUGAAUAACACCACUCCUGCAUGUAGCCUUGCAGACAUUUGGAACUAACAGAGAGAUAUGUUCUCGAAGAUGUGUUAUGCCUUGUUUGUUUUUCAGAGCCUUUGCAAACAAAUUUAUUGGCUUCAAGAUAAACACUUAGGAAUGUUGACACAUCUUUCUGUGCAAAGUGCAGCAGAUGUUGAGUCUGUGCCUUUCACUGCACACUUACCAAAUGACCUGUAUUGUGUUAGGCUAUAUUGUGCAACAGUAUCUGUCUUCACUUUUUCACAUGUAGUUUAUCAAGGUGCGUAAUGGGUUUCUGUUCUGUUGAUCUCUACAGCUUCUAAAUUUUGUUAGUUGAGAGUUACCUUCUUACUCAAUGCUGGUGUUCUUUGUAAUCCCAAUCCUUUCUGUAGCCAUUUUAUUGUACUGAGUGCAAAAGUUCUACUCUUGUGUAUUUGUAGUGACUAAAACUUUGGAAAAUAAAGUUGAUUUUUUUAUUAA
This is a messenger RNA of Malurus melanocephalus (red-backed fairy wren), 1763 nucleotides long. RefSeq names its product centromere protein K (gene CENPK). Gene Ontology annotation, biological process: kinetochore assembly; mitotic sister chromatid segregation. The transcript is spliced from 10 exons. Lineage: Eukaryota; Metazoa; Chordata; Aves; Passeriformes; Maluridae. The record is from RefSeq and is a predicted model, not a curated record. Bases 48 to 863 code for a protein of 271 amino acids. Gene Ontology annotation, cellular component: nucleus.